Messenger RNA from Suillus discolor, 1067 nucleotides. RefSeq lists its product as uncharacterized. The record is from RefSeq and is a predicted model, not a curated record. The transcript is spliced from 2 exons. The coding region runs from base 125 to 883 and encodes 252 amino acids. NCBI's taxonomy places the organism in Eukaryota, Fungi, Basidiomycota, Agaricomycetes, Boletales, Suillaceae.
ACUGACUCCAGCUCGGACUCUGUGCCUCCAUCCUCUGGUGAAUCUCAGGCUACCUCACCAUCCUCUGAUUCUGCCCCACUACCAGGCUCCUCGACACUCACAUUUCUUGCAGCAGCGCUGAGCAAUGCUUCGCUCGAGGGUGUGCCUCCGGGCAUUUCACCGUCCACUCAGGCUGCUACGUCUACACUGGCGGGAGAAGUUCCCGUCCAGUCUGGCAAGAAAAAGAGAGGUCCGACAAACCCAAACAACCUUUUCAAGCCAAGUUCGGGAUCGACAACAGCACGAAAUCUCUGUGGUAUCGAAUGGCAAGCCCAACGCAAGACGGGCACUGUCGCAGAGUUCACAGCACACUGGAAUGGCCUCACUCCCUAACAGAGAGAGCCCUAUGUCACUCGCUCGAAGCUUGCCGACACUGCUAAGGCAAACGCUGCCGAAUUCGCAGCUAACGGUCCCAGCACAUAACUCCCCUGCUCUCGUCUCGCUCUCAUUCGGAUCAUCGCACUGUAUUUUCAUUUGCUGUCGCUUGCAUGUCAUGGUUUUUGUCUGCUCUCACUCUCACUUGCACAUUCUCGUUUGUUCUCGGCACUCGCAUCAUCGCACAGUAUUUUCGUUUGCUGUUGCUUGCAUGGCAUGGUUUUCAUUUGCUCUCGCUCUCGCUAUCACUUGCAUAUUCUCAUUUGCUCUCGGCGCUCGCAUUUUCUCGCUGCCAGUAUCCCGCACAUACCAUGCUGUUCUGCACCCUGUUGGAUUGUACAUUAUUGCAUUAUAUCCUACUACCAUUCUGUAUGUCCGCACAUUGGAUCAAUUGCAUCGUUUUGUAUCCUACCACAGACCACGCUGUACCACGUCCUCCCACGUUUUAAGCAUAUGCAAUAAGUCGUAGUCUGACGUGGUCUGGCGUGAGCAAACGUGACCACCAUCCACCACGGCCUGCCACGAUCUCCCACCUCAGAUUUCUGUGGCCUGUGUUGAUAUUCGCUCAUUUUCUACAGUGGAGAUCGUGACUGGUGGUGAUCACCACGGCUCACGUUAUCUCACGCUCCGCCAACUGUAGGUUUUCACUGGGC